Messenger RNA from Paralichthys olivaceus (Japanese flounder), 4962 nucleotides. RefSeq names its product myogenesis-regulating glycosidase-like. Lineage: Eukaryota; Metazoa; Chordata; Actinopteri; Pleuronectiformes; Paralichthyidae. Gene Ontology annotation, biological process: skeletal muscle fiber development; carbohydrate metabolic process. Gene Ontology annotation, molecular function: hydrolase activity, hydrolyzing O-glycosyl compounds. The record is from RefSeq and is a predicted model, not a curated record.
UGGGCGGGACUCUGUUGCUGUAAAGUAUCCCGCGCGUGCGCAGUGGACUCCUGCGCUUCCAUCUGUAACUCACGCCGGCCUCAGGGAGCGAGAUGUGCAGCUCUGGACAAAUCAGCCCCCUUUCAGAAACAGUGACUUUGCUAAAGAUCGGCAGGUAGAUGUCAGACAUCUUAUUUUCACCUGCCAAUGUGAAGAUAUAUUCCAGACAUUUCCACCAGCGCUGACGUCCAUCUCUUCGCUUCCGCCACUUCACAUCUAAAUCUGCGACGAUGCACAGCUCUAUGCCUUCCGUCUUCAGUAUGUAUGAGAUUGUCCCGGUGGGGUCCGGGGAGAUUGUCGGGGGAUCGAGAAGCUCUCCAGGAAGGAAGAGGAAGCUGGCUUAUGAAGGCCGGCCCCUGAUGAUGGCGGGGAUGUUGGGCUGUGCUUUGGUGCUGGCGGCUGUGGUUGCUUGGUGCUACUACUCUGCGUCUCUCCAGAAAGCCCAGCUGUUGAAGACAGAGUUAUUAGACCUCAACAAGGACGGUUUCAUCAUUCGUAACAAGGCAGGUACUGUCGUCUUCACCAUGACCUUCAGGUCUGGCACCCUGGACCUGAACUCCUGCUCAAAGGACGAAAGUAUUCUGAGCUGCACUCAUUCAAGUUCUGGCAAACUCAACUUCUUUAUCCAGACAGUGCAGCCAAAGGACACGGUGAUGUGUUACCGCGUGCGCUGGGAGGAGCUGCAAUAUACGCGUUUGGUGGAGCACGCCAUGGCCUAUAAUGAUUCCCAUUGGUACGGCGGGGCAGAGACGGCAACGCAGUACUGGCCUAUCCGGAUCAAGGGAGAGGAGGAUCCACUGCCUUUCAUCACCAGUGAUGUCUACUCCAAUCGGAACGCCUUUGGGGGAAUCCUAGAACGCUAUUGGCUUUCAUCGAAUGCAACUGCAAUCAAGAUUAACGACUCAGUGCCGUUUCAUUUGGGCUGGUCAGAGAACGACAGCACGCUCAGGUUCGAGGCCCGGUACCAGGACUCUCCCUUCAAACCACCAGAGGGACAGCAAGCCUUUCCUGAACUCAGCUAUAGAGUGUGUGUGGGGUCAGAUGUUACAUCUAUUCACAAAUACAUGGUGCGUCGGUAUUUCCCAAAGCCUAUCAAGGUCCCAUCCCCCGAAGUGUUCAAACAUCCAGUGUGGUCCACAUGGGCUCUCCACAAAACAUCUGUAACUCAGGAGAAGCUGCUGAGCUUCGCCUCUGACAUCACCAGACAUGGCUUCACAUGCUCCCAUCUGGAACUGGACGACCGCUACACUGCAGACUAUGGAGAGUUUGACUUUGACCCGCAGAAGUUCCCCAAUGCCACUGGAAUGUUUGAGAAACUGAGAGAGGACAAGUUUCAGGUGUCGCUCUGGACACAUCCUUUCAUCAACUAUGACUCCAUCAACUUUGGUGUUGCUGUGGAAAAGGGGCUGUUUGUUCGGGAGCCGAGCGGCGAGCUGCCUGCUCUGGUACGCUGGUGGAACGGCAUUGGUGGAAUUUUGGACUUUACGAACCCAGAAACUCGGGACUGGUACUCGUCUCAUCUACGCAUGCUCAAAACCCAAUACAACGUGACCUCCUUCAAGUUCGAUGCAGGAGAGACAAGCUACCUCCCCCACCAGUUUAGUACCCUGGUCCCACUUUCUGAUCCCUCCACCUUCACCCGUCGCUACACAGAGAUGGCAAUACCCUUCAGUGAGCGUGCUGAGCUGAGGGUGGGUUACCAGAGUCAGAACAUCUCCUGCUUCUCAAGGAUCAUUGACAGAGACUCAGUGUGGGGCUACGAGCUCGGCCUCAAGUCCAUCAUCCCAACAGUUCUCACAAUUAGCAUUCUAGGCUACCAGUUUGUCUUACCUGAUAUGAUCGGAGGGAAUGCAUACCCCAACCGCACCACAGGAGGUUUAAAUGGCAAAGACGGUCUGCCAGACAGAGAGCUGUACAUCCGAUGGUUGGAGCUGUCAGCUUUUAUGCCUGCCAUGCAGUUCUCUAUACCACCUUGGGCCUAUGACAAUAAGGUUGUUCAGAUAGCGCAGAAGUUCACGGAGCUCCACGAGACACUGGUGGCACCAAGGGUAUUGGAACUGGCAGGUGAGGUUCUUGACACAGGAGACCCGAUCAUAAGACCCCUCUGGUGGAUCGCCAAUGAUGACGAAGCAGCCUAUAAGAUCGACUCCCAGUUUCUCAUCGGGGAUGACCUGAUGGUGGCUCCGGUGUUAGAGCCAGGAAAGCAGGAGAGGGACAUCUAUCUGCCAGCAGGACGGUGGAAAAGCUACAAGGGGGAACAUUUUGAUAAAGGCCCCAUUUACCUCACUGACUACCCUGUGGACCUGGACGAGGUAGCUUUCUUUACAUGGGUUCACUGAAGACGCUAAAUCAUGAAAGACACAAACUCAUAAACGCACAUGCAUUUUGUAUGCUCAUAUUCGUUCUUUUGUGAGCACAUAUGCCGGGAAAUAGAGAUGAUGGUUUUCAAAGGGAAUCUGUUGCCACGCUAGAGGGUAGUUUUUGUUUAAGAUUAACCUCACGUCUUCUCUGACCUGGAGUCUUAUUUGAAACCGUUGCGUACGCAUCUUUCGACCCUACUUUGUGCGCACGCCACUUCUCACGCAAACGUCAGGUGUGCGUGCGCACAGUUUUAUAAAUCAGAAUAUUUUUUUGCAUACGCCAUUUUCGGCUCGUAGGUGAUUAGUAUCUCUCCUACCUACUGUUUUAUAAAUGAGGCCCCUGCUAUUUAUCUGGACUGACUGUGGGUUAGAGAAAGAGAAACGUCUUUUCACUUCUCAUUCUCUCGUUCCAUCCUUAAGCUGAUCCUCCUCAUCGUGUGCCUUGCACAACCAAUAAUAAACCGAUCUUAGAUUGUACCAUCAACCAGUCACCAGUCUUCCACCUAAAGGACAUCUAGAUAACAAUUUGUCCUUCACAGCCUGAGUCACUUGGCUAAAUAUGUUUUUGUUUUAGGGUAAACGGGUUUAUCUUAUUCUGCGUGAAUUUUAUCAGGCCAGAUGAAAAACUGAUAUAAAAUAUCUUCACUGAAUUGGCAAUAAAAAUGCACACUGAGUUGGACAGAUGCCCCCGUGCUCAGAGGACAUUCUUAACCCUAUGUCACUGCUGUAUUUUGAUUUUACGUUCACGACCUGUAAAGCUAACAUGCAUUACUUUACAACAUUAAUUCAAAUUAUUAAUGCUACUUAUAAAUUUGCAUUUAACACUCAUGGUUUAUGAGGAUAUUGCUUUUUAUAUUUAUUUUACAUUUUGCCUUCUUUUGAUUGUUGGAUGUUAAUUAUUUUAUAUACAGUUAAUUCAUGUAUUUAUGUAUUUAAAUUGGGGUGGGGUUGUAACAGAUGAAUAUUUUUAUGUCAUCAGUCCCUGACCUGUUGUGCCAAUCUGUCGUUUCAGUGUCAAAUCUAAAAAAAACUACUGUUUCAUGCUUUUCAUCUACAUUCACAGCUCAGGGUAGAUUUUAAAAAGAUUUGUUUUAUUAGAAUUAACUUUGUUGAUCCACAGCAAGAAAAAAAUUAUUAUACUGCUACUGGUUUGCCUUGUAAAACAAGAAUGGUUCUCAAAGAUGCAAUAUUUUCUUGUGCCGUCCACGUCUGCCUUGCGACUUUGAUUUGCCUUAUCAGCUGAAUUUGGGUAUGCCGGCCUUCGCACACAGAACUAGUGAGGAAAUAAAACACACUUCAGCACACAGUGAUAUGCUUGAUGCACUGCACCUUUAUGUUUUUAAGUAGUGACACUUGGAAUGAGAUAUCUGCCAUAUGAAUAUAAUGUAUGUCCUAAGCUUACCUUACACUGAUUAUUAGAGUAAAGCACACUACUGGUUAAGUCAUCUAAAUGCUGUUCUUGAAAAUGAUUAUACUAUAUAAGAUGGAGUCAGCACUGCUGUUAAAUGUUAAAUUUACUAAAUAUAUCAUUGUGAUGGGAUUAGAGCACGUUUCAUGUUAUUUUGAUGGUUUUUGUUUGAUGACAGUCCGGCUGCUGUGUAGGUUUCUUCUAUCCUUGUUCCAACCACAGGGUGGAGCCAAAGUCCAAAAUAGUCAAAGCUCACACAGCAACUUUGACAGCAACAACAAUAAAUGCAUAACUUUGAAUAAUAUCAGUCAUAUGUGUUUGUGGCAGGAAUUUAUGGAGACUAGUUGAACUACUGUAAGAUGAUACCACCAUAUUUCACAUGUGACAAGUGUGAAAGGUUGGUUAUGCAGUGAUGCGCAUCAUUUAAAGGGAUUAGAAAGGUUAAAUAAACGUAAAGUUGGAGAUGUGAAAUCCAUCCAGAAAUUACAACUGUCACCGAAGUGAAUGGGUAAUGUUUUUUUUGCAGCCAUAAAGGAUUACUUGCUCCGUUAUGAAGUUCGACGCCAAAGAAAACAAAAAGAAACCCCAUGGUUGUUGAAUAUUCUUUACACAGUGUGUUUAACGAGCUGUGAAAAGCUUUGUUAAUUGUAAGUGUGUUCUAAAGGGGUCAGAGAAAUGUGUUGGCCUAAGGGUAACUAUGAAAACAUCACAAAACUGAAGUCAGAUGUUUUCAACAGCAAUACACUCCAUUUCACCACCGACCAUUCAAUGAAUGCAUCUGUCAAAGCAACUGUGUGAUUCUGCCUCGUAAACCACUGUACUUGUUCCCUCUCCAGAUUGUAUUAUUCACUUUAUUCAUAUGUGGACUGUUUGAUUCUCAGUGUGCUGUAUCCCUACAGUAAAAACAAAACAAAGAAUUCAACUAAUUCAUCCAGGUUCAUCUCUGAUACAGAGUGAACCAAAUCUUGAAUUUUGUGUUUUGACAGUAACCGAAGGUAUUAAACCAAGAUGAUGAAAAUCUGUUGAAAUAACCAUAAACUCAAUUUAUUGUGUCAUGUCCUGUUCUGUCACUUGUCUUUCAUAACAAAGCUAUUUUUGCUGUAAAUCCUGAUGUGAUGCAGAACUCAAGGAUUAAAACGACUCAUUGGAUGAUCA